Bombina bombina (fire-bellied toad) is the source of this 754-nucleotide messenger RNA. Its product is annotated as gamma-crystallin 1-like. The annotation marks the transcript as partial. Gene Ontology annotation, molecular function: structural constituent of eye lens. The record is from RefSeq and is a predicted model, not a curated record. The transcript has 3 exons. Gene Ontology annotation, biological process: lens development in camera-type eye; visual perception. Lineage: Eukaryota; Metazoa; Chordata; Amphibia; Anura; Bombinatoridae.
GGUGAACAUGAUGAAGUCCGAACUGCUCUGGAUUAAACAAUCCAAGGACUCUAUUGUUAACAUUCCAUUUAAAUUGGUGGCUGACUCCUUCAGAUAUCUAGGUAUCAUGAUCUCUUCCAAUCCAGAUAUGUGGUAUAACCUUAAUAUACUUCCAGUAUUGAAUAAAAUUAAAGAGAAUCUGAAAAACUGGCAAAACCUUCCUCUCUCCUUGUCUGGUCGUAUUGCUCUAUACAAAAUGAUCAUCUUCUAUGAGGACAAGAACUUCCAGGGCCGCUCCUAUGAGUGCAGCUCAGAUUGUUCGGACCUGACCUCAUAUUUCAGCCGCUGCAACUCCAUCCGGGUGGAAAAUGGCAACUGGAUUCUUUAUGAAAAGCCAAAUUACAGGGGGCACCAGUACUAUCUGAGGAAUGGAGAAUAUCCUGAUUUCCAACAAUGGAUGGGUUACAAUGACUCCAUCAGAUCCUGCCGUCUAACUCCACAACAUCGUGGUCCAUUCAGAAUGAGGAUAUAUGAGAGAGAAGACUUCAAAGGUCAGAUGAUGGAGUUUACUGAAGAUUGUCCUCAUGUCUAUGAGCAAUUCCGUUACCAUGACAUCCACUCCUGCAAUGUGUUUGAUGGUCAUUGGAUCUUCUAUGAGGAACCCAACUACAGAGGGCGUCAGUACUACCUUAAACCCGGAGAGUACAGGAAAUACAACGACUGGGGAGCCAUAAACUCCAGAAUCGGCUCCUUCAGACGAGUCAUGUAUCAUUAA